CGUGUGCUUGUGACGUUAUUUCUGGGCGACCCCUUUCCUGUGCGUUGAGUUUCCAGGCUGCUUUUCUAAACUAUGCCGAAGGUAGUGUCCCGGUCGGUGGUCUGCUCCGACACCCGUGACCGGGAGGAAUAUGACGACGGCGAGAAGCCCCUCCACGUCUACUACUGUUUGUGUGGCCAGAUGGUCCUGGUGCUGGACUGUCAGUUAGAGAAAUUGCCCAUGAGGCCCCGGGACCGGUCCCGUGUGAUUGAUGCUGCCAAACAUGCUCACAAAUUCUGUAACACAGAAGAUGAAGAGACUACGUUUCUUCGGAGGCCUGAAGGCAUUGAACGACAGUACAGGAAGAAGUGUGCAAAGUGUGGACUGCCACUCUUCUACCAGUCCCAGCCGAAGAAUGCUCCCGUGACCUUCAUUGUGGAUGGAGCAGUAGUCAAGUUUGGCCAGGGUUUUGGGAAAACUAAUAUAUAUACUCAGAAACAAGAACCUCCUAAGAAGGUGAUGAUGACCAGGCGGACUAAAGACAUGGGCAAGUUCAGCUCUGUCACUGUGUCUACCAUUGAUGAAGAGGAGGAAGAGAUUGAGGCUAGGGAAGUUGCUGACUCCUAUGCACAGAAUGCCAAAGUGAUUGAAAAACAGCUGGAGCGCAAAGGCAUGAGCAAGAGGCGACUGCAAGAACUGGCUGAACUGGAAGCUAAGAAAGCUAAAAUGAAGGGGACCUUGAUUGACAACCAGUUCAAAUGACCCGGACCUUUCUCUGAGCCCAGACUGGAGGCAAGCACUUAGAUCAGGAGGAAAAAUAACUUCUUGACUACAUGGACUAGUUCCUAUUUAUAACCCAGCAGAAGGCUUUAUGUUGCUUCGCAUGGAUUCUCCUACAUUCAGUGAGGUUGAGUCCAUUUGACCUGCUUUCUAUGAGAUUAAUUUUUCCAAAUCUUUCUGUAUAUAGGUUUUCUGUACUAUUUUUUGUCCAUUUGAUGUAAACUUCUUCAGCUGUGUAGAAACUUUAUGAACAGAUCAGUGGUUGAGUGUCUCUAGUUUCUAAAGUGGCUGUUUUUAUUCCUUCUUGAAAGUUAAAUGUUUAAAGAUAUUUUUUUUAAAAUGUGUUAUAGAGAAAUGCAGUGUGAAUUAUAUUUAAACUUACAGCAAGUCAGAUCCUUCUAAGUGACUUUGUUUUUAGAAUGGGCAAUGGUUUGAAUCUUUCUACUGUCAGAGGAGAGCCAUUAAAAGCUAAAAUAUGCAUAAAGCUUCUUUUAUGUUAAACAUUAAAGCUAUAGGUAAGCAUCGCAUAUCAGACUUUAUACUUAAAGAAAGAAAAGUCAGAUUGGAGUAAGGGGGUAGGAUAGCACAGAUCUGAAUGAAAAUAGGGUCUUGAUAAAUAACCUACUGUCUAGUCAGGCAGCUCAGAGAACUGCUUCCCUGGAUAUAUGGGAGGGAGACAUAGAUUAAGAAGUGAUACUGAGAUAACAGUAAAAUUAUCUGUUGGGUAUCUUUUAUAUUUGCCAUUUGCAGAGGAGUGUUGUGUAUAUAAAUGUUAUUUUAUGUCACACUGCUUCAAUGAUAUCAAUAUCCAUGUGUUUGUAUUCAUGUUUCUAUCUUUUCACCUGUAUUACCUGUGUAGGGACAGGAGGUGUGUUAACCUCCCUGUGUUAUCUACAAUGGGUUGCACUUAAUAGGUGUCCAAGGCGUGUUUGUGAGGUGCUGCUGGCAAGUACUAAGGCAGUUUUCUUUGCUUUUUUUCUGAUUUAUUUGCAAGGAAAAGUAGUGGAGUGUAGACAGAUGUGAGCAAGAAGGAACUUGGAAAAAGAGGGGUGGGAAGUCCCAGAGUGGGGCUGAGCUACCAUCUUCCCAGUUAUUCUCCUGCAUCCAAUGAAAUCUUUGCAACUGAGUCUUCCUUACCACCUCAUUUCCUGUCCUCAUCCAUCAUGAAGAUGACCAACCAUAACCUCCUCAAAAUUCCUUAACCUUAACUCAAGACAAUGAUCUUUACUCCACUUUAGCCACAAACUCCCAUGACCACAGCCUGUAUAUCACCUACACCACCUACAAAAUCCGGUAUUCUGUUCUCUGAUCACAGCCUCCUAUCAUUGCUACUCUCAUACACUCACUUCCUCUAAGCCUAUUUUAUUUUGUUUUUAGAUUUGAAGGAUGAUUAUUUUAUAAGUAAUAAUGAUGAAAAUAGUAGUAGUAAUAGCAGCGAUAAUACUGGCUACCUUUUGUUGAGUACUUACUAUGUGUCAGAUACCAUGGAAGCACUUUACAGGUAUUAAUCCUUUUUUUUUUUUUUUUUUUUUUGGCAGCUGGCUGCUAGGGGAAUCCAAACCCUUGAUCUUGGUAUUAUAAUACCACGCCCUAACCAGUCAAGCUAACUGGCCAGUCCCUAUGGGUAUUAUCUUAAUCUAAACAACACGAUAAUCCUAUGAGAUAGGUUUAACUGUUACCAUUCUCAUUUUACAAAUGAGUAUUCUGGACUCAGAGAAUUUAAGUUUCCCAAGAUGCCAUAGCAUCUUGAUAAAGCCAAAAACCUGACUGUAGAACCUGAGCUCUGAACUACUAUGUUGAACUACUUCUGUGGAAUUUUUAAAAAAUAUAUUAUUGAGAACAGAUGGUGAUUUCAUUUUGAGAAACCAAGUAAAGUGCAAUGUAAAGACAUUUGCAUAGAGGACUCCUUGUAGCAAAUGUGUGGUUUCCUUUCCGUAUGUUUUCUGAAAUAUUUGUCCUUAAAUACUAAUCCUUAAUCAUUUUUACAUCUGGCUCAAAUUAUGCAUUUUGCUUCAUCUAUAAGACUGUAAAACUUUAUGCCAUUAGCACCAAGCAAGCAUAUACUCUUCAUUAUGUUUUAUUCUUUCAUAUUGAAAUAGUUAUUAAAGUAACAUGGCAUAGUUUUUCUAUUUCUUUAUUAACUUGUAGUAUUUUAGCAGCAAAUACAGUGUUUUAAUGUUAGUAUAAAGAGCCAUGUUGCAAUUAUGGAAAGUCUUAUUCUAUUUUUUGUUUGUUUCUGCAAAUUAUUGACUGUGACAAAAUAUCAAAAUGUUGUGAAAUGUUCCCUCUGUAAUAAUUGGUGGCAUUUGGAAGUGUAACUUAAUUGUUUAAGAAAAAUUGAAAAGCAUUUUGAAAACUACCUGGUCUCAACCACUUUAGGAUCCUUAUCACUGUGGACCAUGUCUCUUUAGUCUCCUCUGAUUCAUGAUGGUUUCUUGGUGGUAUUUUGUGAUUUUAAUUCGCAUUUCCUUAAUGACAAAUCACAUUGAACAUAUUGUGCUUGUUUUUCUUAUUGUGUAAAAAAUACAUAACAUAAAAUUUACCAUGUUAA
Galeopterus variegatus (Sunda flying lemur) is the source of this 3310-nucleotide messenger RNA. RefSeq names its product chromosome unknown open reading frame, human CXorf56 (gene STEEP1). Bases 73 to 741 code for a protein of 222 amino acids. NCBI's taxonomy places the organism in Eukaryota, Metazoa, Chordata, Mammalia, Dermoptera, Cynocephalidae. The record is from RefSeq and is a predicted model, not a curated record. The transcript is spliced from 7 exons.